This is a messenger RNA of Cladocopium goreaui, 357 nucleotides long. NCBI's taxonomy places the organism in Eukaryota, Dinophyceae, Suessiales, Symbiodiniaceae. The record is from the annotation of a GenBank genome assembly.
AUGUUUUGCAGGGGCCCACAGAAGUGCAUUGCAGAGAAGCGCAUCGAAGCAAAGUUGCGGCUAGCUGGUGAGAAUGUCCCUUUGGUGUCAUUCUUGGCCUUGCGUUCUGCGCUGAAGAAUACAUUGAUUCGUGAAAUGAGUAUUCAGGUCCCAAGUUCUCACUUAGCGCCAGCAGAUAGAGCCAGCCAUCCCUCAAUGUGCACGUGCGCACAGGUCCCAAGUUCUCACUUAGCGCCAGCAGAUAGGUACAGUGCAUUGUGGGGGAUUGUAGCCUUUCUUGGGGAAUCAUAUGCUGAUUUUUGGGUCUGUUCCAAGAUAGCCGACAUAUUGGCCCAAGGACAGAAAGACAGCAUGUAA